Alosa sapidissima (American shad) is the source of this 4581-nucleotide messenger RNA. RefSeq lists its product as uncharacterized. Bases 227 to 4447 code for a protein of 1406 amino acids. The transcript has 6 exons. The record is from RefSeq and is a predicted model, not a curated record. Lineage: Eukaryota; Metazoa; Chordata; Actinopteri; Clupeiformes; Clupeidae.
AAUUAUCAACCGUCUCUGGCUUAACUGUUGUGAGAACACUGAUCUGAAAAGAGAGUGGGCCUUUUGUCAGUUCUCAUAAAGUAGGCUAACAUCUAAUGUGGAGAUGAUUUUCUCUACAGGCUUCAAAUAUAUUGCUAUAAGUGCAUUACAAGAAAACAAAGAAUGCUGUGAUGUCCAGUAGGAGACCUGUUGCUGAAUAAGCAAAUCUGCAGCAGCCAUUCCUACCAUGGCCCAGUCUCUCCCAGGACAGUCCUUCCCAGAGGACCCUGCGGAGAAAGACUGCUUUAUUUCUGGGCUUCAGGAGGAGUUUAUAUUUCUCUCAGAAUACCUGAAGGGUCUGAAGAAUGAGGAAUGGCUUACCUUCCAUGAGAUCAUGGUUAAUCCUGUGACCAAAGCGGAGUUUUUCACUCUCCUGAUUGAUUUGGUCAAAUACGUAGACCUGACCUCAGUAAAGGUGGUCAUCCCUGCCCUCCUGAAGAUGGUAAGAGAGCUUGCUAACCAAGACACUCAAGACCCUACCAUCCAAGACCCCACCAAGACCCCUUCUGCCACAUAUGCUGAGGAUGACUCAGGAAUCAAGCUAUUCAACAAUGGGGUCCUUGUUGAAAUUAUACCCAGAACCAAAAGCAGCAGGGCAUCAACUGCCUCAUCCUGCAGCAAGACAUCAACUGAUUCACGAAAGAGGAAAACCACCACUGAGCAGCUGGUUGAAAAUGUGUCCCAAACCCUCAGUGAAUUCCUCCGAGUACAAGACCAGUCAAUGGAGUGCUUUUUGGAUGACCAGAAGAGAAACAUCUCGGCUAAAAAGUGUCUGGCAUGCAUCAAAAAAGCUGUGAAUGUACUAACUUGCCAUUAUUCAUGUAUAAAUGACUUCCCACCUCCUCAACAACAAGUUGCAGAGGAUGAAAUUGAGGUCAAAGAAGUGUCUAGUGGAAGUCAAAGGUCUGAGCUUUGCGUCAAAGUGGUUUCCAGUGAGGAAUUCCACACCAAGGCCAAGAAAGCAGUAAAGGAUGUCUUUAUUGGAAACAUGAAGCAAUUUCAAUCUUCUCCACGCACUCCUUCCAGUGACUCGCUGGGAGUUGGAAUUGAGACUUCUUCUUUAUGUCCUCAGCAUGUUGAAGAAGCUGCUGCUGUGCUCAUAGAGACUUUUGUGGAGGAGAUGAAGAAGGUUGCUCUGUUGGCUGAAUAUGCGGAUGAACCCAUGUCUCCUGAUGAGGGAAAAAUACUUGACCAGACACAAAGAGUCCCCCCACAUGUCUCUGGUCUUAAAACAAAAAAGGUUCAGGUAGCAGCAAAACAGAUCUAUGGAAAACUAAAAGUUACACUUAAGGAUUUCUUCAGACAUUUUCCCCUCCAGCAUAGCCCAGCUGCCCUGAGAACUGAGGAACCAAAUGAAUUUGUCUCAUUAGCUCUGGAUGUUCAUACAGCUGAAGUCAAACAGAAAAAUCAGCGCCCAACAAAUAUCAAGACUGACCAAGCUUUGCCUGUGGCUAAACCACAGAGCCCAGUUGCACGUAAGGUGCAGAGUGACAUUGGUUGUCCUUUGAGUCCAAGUCAGCUGGACGACUGCACCAGAAACGUCUUAAAAGGAGUGCUGGCCUCUUACUUCUCUGGGCUGAAGCAGAACCCAAUUCAGGAAGGCUUGGCUUCACCAGAUCUGUUGGCUGAUAAGAGCAGUUUUUUUGAUGGUGUAAUUGUCCAGUUAAAAAACAUGGCUUGCUCUACAUCUGCUGGGUGCAAUGAGAGUGAUGAUUCAGAACUGACGAAAAAUGAUGUCACUGGAGUACUUAGAAAGCCUUGCUCAUUCACAAGCAUAAAAAGACUAUCCGAUGUAGAAUUUCAGAUGAAUGCCUUCGAGGCAGUUACUAAUGUGCUCGUUGGUUCAGUGCGAAGCUACACCUCCUUGCAAUCAUAUACUACAGAUAUUUACAAUGAUGAAUUGCAAGGAAUGCCAUGGAAAGACUUUACCUCCAGAGAUAUGGAUGCUCUUGUCACAGAUAUAGUUGAUCAGUUUGUGAGCGACAUACAGAUGAGUACACUCCUUUCAGCUUCUCCUGACCAAGUGGGUACCCGCUCAUUUGAAACCAAGCUGGCAACUUUGAAGAACAAGCUUGCCACCUCAAAUAACCAAUUCAUUAUCUCAGCCUCAAACAUGUAUGAAAAUUUACUGACUAAAGUUGGUAAGUUUUUUGCUCAGUGCUCUUCCUUGUGUAACAUCCCGGGAAAGCAGGCAGAUGAUGAGCCUGUGAUGGACGGUCCAUGCUUAAGUAGUCUCGAAACUACUCAGAGCAUUGAUGAUACUCUGCUUGCCAACCCUCUCAUUCACAAGAAAGACAUUAAAGACAUGGUUGACCUUGAUGGCUGCACCAGAGAAAUCAUGUCAGAGCUUUUCAUGGUGCUGAACGAAGAGAAUGCAAAGGAGGACGCUGCCAACAUUUCAGAGAAACUGUCUACCAUCUCACUGGCAGACAAGGUAGUUGACUCAGUCAUUCCAAAUUUGACUGAUGAAAAAGAUUCUGAUCAAUCUGCCCACAAGGACUGUAAUGAUUCGCCAGACUCAUUAUCUAAAUUGAUUGAGGAAGUAUUCGGAGAGGAGGGUGCUCAGACAAAUGCUAUAAAGUCAGUCAAUGAAGUGUUGCUUCAGUCAACCACUAACCUCUCAAGGCUUACCACCUCCUCACUAACAGAGCAGACAGCUUGUGAAAUGGUCAGCACCAUUGUUGAGGGUAUACAGAGUAUUUUGGACAACACCUGCUCUGACAUCAAAGGAGACAUUGAGGGUGGUCUACUUAGCUCACAGGGAAAUGAACGAAUGGGAAAUGAUCUCAAGGUUACAAUCUGGACAACCACUUGUGGGAUGUUCAAAACUUUAUGGCAAAAAGUGCUGGAUUUGUUCACAAUGAACCAGCGGCUUUGCUCCAAAACCUCAGGUGAUCCUUAUGUCUACGCGAAGGAAGCCAUUAGAAAAGCUCUAAUUAGCAUUAAAGAGAGCCUUCUAAAGUCAAAUGAUCUGAAAACACGUGAUGACCUCCAAAUUAUAAAUCUCAUCAUAAAUUCCAUGUUAGAACACAUCGGAAAGGCAGAAGGCCGAGGAGGACUAGAGCAAAUCCCAACUAAAGCUGAAAGACCUGUUUCCACUUCAUCUAAAUGGCCUGAGGGCAGCGCAAACCCUACCUCUGGGAAUGUCCAUGGGGUUGUCUCUGAAACAGAGAUAACUACAGAGGGUACCAUUGAGAGAGAAACCAGCACUGAUGUGGACAAUGCCCAUGCUUGCAUUACCCGACAAGCAGUUACAAGUGUGGUCAAAAUGGUUAAUGAAAAGAUUAAUUCAGAGAAUGGUGGGUGUUCUUCAUCAGAAAUGCAGGAUGGAGGACUCCACACAGUUGCUAAAAAGCUCUCGAGAUCUCGUUCACAGGAAACCAUUAACUACUUUACCCAUGACUUUGUUGAUCAAGUCUGUGGACUUUUCUUGAGCAGCAACAGAGUGGCUGCUCACAAGUUUGCUUCAGACAGCGUGCUUUUGGAGAUGGGGCACUGCAGUACAUCAAGGAGGCACAAUGUCUCUCAGCUUGUGGAGAUCUACGCUAAGGAGACGGUGAAACACUACCUGCUCCCUCACUUCAAUCUGCCUUUUUCAUGGGGCAUUAAUCAGGGAGGCUCCUCAUGGCCUGCUUCAGCUCCAGUGUGCCUUCCCAGCUCUUUAUCUGGAACAGCACUCAAUGAACAAACUGCACCAAUGGGCUCAAGAUCCCCAUCAAAAAUACUUUGUGACAUAGUGAACCUUGUCAUUAAAACUAUGGUCAGCGAUGUUAUGAACAGCCUAUCACUGCCAAUAGAGUCUGGCAAGAAUAAAGACCAGUUAGGUCAUUCACUUAAACCCUGUUGGGAGAAUCUUCUGAGCACCGAGAGCUCAGCUGCCUUACCUCAAGAACUGGGUUUCCACAGAGACGAAGACGUCAUUCCUUUCCCAUUCCCUAAGAUCAUGCCUGUGGACUCUGACAACUACGCUGGUUUGGUCACUCUGCUGGUUGUACGGCUGCUGAUGCAGACUAAAGGUCAGGGACUGCAGUCCGAAGCCCUGCUGGAGAGAUCCAGACAACUGGUUGACAAGAUCCUGUAUGUCUUUGAUAUUGUGUCAGGGAGUUCUAGAAAUGACCCCUUUCCUCUCAACAUCAGGGUCCACAGGGUCUUCCGAAUUGUCUACGGUGACCUCUUAAGGGAAUUUGGCACUGAAGAGAUCUUUUUGAAAGCGAUGGUCAGAGAGGAUCCUACCUUUGAGAAAACCUUGGUGUCUUCCCUCACUAAACAGCUCCUGCAGAUUUGCAAGGAAGCUGAGGAAGAUUUGCCUCCUCAGAGCACAGGACAGGAGAGUGCAAGACCAGGCUUCUCCCUCUUCAAGAGACUCUCUGUCAUCAUGAGGAAAAAGUCCAGGGUCAGCCCUGUGUAACCAAACUCAUAACCUCUCAAAACAUCUCAGCACUAUUACGUGUCUACCUUAAUCAAACUAAUUCACAUCUUUAUCGCUACAUUUUCAUUCUCUUAACCUAACCAAAAGCAUAAUAAAAAUCAACUGAGCAUUCA